GCGUUCCCCACCGACCACACAUUCCCCAGCCUCGGCUGCCUCUUUCCAGAAAACUUUUUCCAUCUUCAUCAGAUACUAAUAAGUACACUUAAAGGUUUUACGGGGCUUUUUUUUCCAGCGACACCCAUGGGAGAAAUGACGGAGGAAAAGAAUUGUUCGGAACUUAUUACUCAGAUAUUACAAGAGGCGCCGGCUGCCAGGAAGGACCUUGUUGAUAACUGCAGCAACCUCCACCGAGUGGCAGAUUACUGCGAUAACAAUUAUGUUCAGGCAGAAGAUCAAUCCAAGGCGGUUGAAGAGAUCAAGGCUUUGGUGAACCAGUCGCUGGCCAGUGUGACCUAUCAGAUUAACAAUGUGGCCAGCUCUGUGCUGAGACUGCUGGACUUACAGGCCAGGAAGAUUAAAGACAUGGAGUCCUCCAUCAACCUGCUGUCACUGGAUGCAGCUAUCCACUGUGAGAAGGUGGCCAGGAGAGAGAUCGGUGUGUUCACUACCCCCAAAAACAAGACUUUUUCCAAGCUUAUGACCCCACCAGCUUCAGGCAAGGAGCCCAUGGAAGCCUACUCAAGAGAGCCAAUCUCGUACUUCAUACUGGACAACAUAGGACACAGUUUUCAGGUCACUGAAGCGCCCAGAAAGAGAGCAGGAACUGCAGACAGCAUACAGAUCGCUGCAGACACCUCUUUCUCCAGUCACGGCAUCGCUGUGCCACCACCCUCAGUCCCCGCCAACAACAGCCUGCCUCCUCCUCCUCCAGCCUCUUCAGCCUGUUUGGACCCCGACCUGCCUGCUCCCCCGCCGCCUCCCCCACCACCUCCCUCUUUCUCCAUGGACACUGAUCUCCCCCCUCCGCCCACCUUCCCCUCGCCCACAGAUCUCCCCCCACCUCCCCCUUCACCUCCCCCUUCACCUCCCCCUCCACCAGCUAUAAGCCCGUCAAGCACCUUCCCGUCGCCACCUCGUCCCGUAUCUGCAGGUUCCCCUCUUCCUCCUCCACCUCCUCUUCUGUCAGGACCACAUCUCAACACUGGCACCUCUGUUAAUGUGCCACCACCGCCGCCACCGCCUCCCCCGCCUCCCCCACCUCCCCCACCUCCCCUAAGACUGUAA
Messenger RNA from Neolamprologus brichardi, 1110 nucleotides. It is a transcript of the gene abi3b, whose product is annotated as ABI family, member 3b. Lineage: Eukaryota; Metazoa; Chordata; Actinopteri; Cichliformes; Cichlidae. The record is from RefSeq and is a predicted model, not a curated record. Gene Ontology annotation, cellular component: lamellipodium; actin-based cell projection; SCAR complex. Gene Ontology annotation, biological process: neuron migration. Gene Ontology annotation, molecular function: SH3 domain binding; signaling adaptor activity.